Molecule: messenger RNA, 588 nt
Organism: Enterobius vermicularis (human pinworm)
Lineage: Eukaryota; Metazoa; Nematoda; Chromadorea; Rhabditida; Oxyuridae
Source: the annotation of a GenBank genome assembly
AUGUGCAGGUUUGGAACUAAUAUUCGUAUUUUUUUGAGCCCUUCAUUACAGUGGCUGUUCAAAAUGACAAUUUAUAACUUCUACAUAUUCAAUCGCCUCGGAACCUGCAUUUAUUACAAGGAGUGGAAGCGUGUGAAACAGGCUGGGAUGCAAAGAGACGAGGAGUUCAAACUGAUGCACGGUAUGCUUGUCUCUUUGAGGUCAUUUUCGUCCAGACUCUCCACAAGAAAUGGCUAUACCUGUGUUAUCUACCCAGCUAAUUAUGUUCCAUCACUCAAGUUUUUAAUGCGCUUCAGUCAGUUGCUGACUGCACUCGCCUUUUUUAUUCUACUUUGUAGGCAACAGCAGUUAAGGAGUUAUGAGACUAGUCAGUACAAGAUGAAUUACCUAGAAACACCAACUGGUCUAAAAAUGGUCCUAAACACUGACCCAGCAGCAAGUGGUGUAGCAGAAUUGAUGAAGACUAUUUAUCAGAUCUAUGUUGACACAGUGGUGAGGAAUCCGUUGAUCAACCCUUCCGCCGAGCUUAAAAGUCAACUCUUCGACGACUACAUCACGGAUCUCAUUCAGAAACAUCAUUCUUUUUGA